This is a messenger RNA of Aspergillus oryzae RIB40, 360 nucleotides long. RefSeq lists its product as uncharacterized. The transcript has 2 exons. Lineage: Eukaryota; Fungi; Ascomycota; Eurotiomycetes; Eurotiales; Aspergillaceae. The record is from RefSeq and is a predicted model, not a curated record. Bases 1 to 360 code for a protein of 119 amino acids.
AUGAGGGGUUUUGGGGGAAAUCAGAGAGACUUUGGCGCAGGUGAUAAUGGGAUGAAUGGAUUUAGUGGCGAGAGACAGGAGGGGGUUGAUGAGAUGGACGUGGAUGAGAUGGACGUGGAUGAGAUGGACGUGGAUGAGAUGGACAUGGAUGAGAUGGACAUGGAUGAGAUGGACGUGGAUGAGAUGGACGUGGAUGAGAGUAACGCUGGGCGAGAUCGAGGAGCAUGGGAGGAAAGUGAGGAUAUCCAGAGAGGAGUUACUGAAGGCGGUCAAAUGUCAACUAGCCACAGAGAUAUCCAGUGCAGGAGAAUGGAGUUGAUUAGAGAGCAUGAGUAUUUGUGGCAAGCCUUAGGAGCAUGA